This is a messenger RNA of Physcomitrium patens, 1847 nucleotides long. RefSeq names its product fructose-bisphosphate aldolase-lysine N-methyltransferase, chloroplastic. Gene Ontology annotation, biological process: peptidyl-lysine monomethylation. Lineage: Eukaryota; Viridiplantae; Streptophyta; Bryopsida; Funariales; Funariaceae. Gene Ontology annotation, molecular function: protein binding; protein-lysine N-methyltransferase activity. The record is from RefSeq and is a predicted model, not a curated record.
ACCUCGCGCCCAUGCCGGUAGUAUGUGGUCCUCUGGAGGAUGUACGUGACCUCCUUCACUUCACCUCUUUCUGAUACGAAGCAUUUGCUAUUCAAGUCACGUGGAUUCUGCAUUGGAGUUGGGUUUCAUUCUUCUGGGACACAUUUGUUGAGAGUUCGCAUCCACGCAUUGCCUUCAUGAACGAGACUUCUGGAGUACAGCAUUGUGUCCCUUGAGCUUUGUGUGCAGCUAUGGCCAUGGCGAUGGCACUCUCAGCACCGGGACUGCACUUUUCUGCUGCCUGUGUGUUGAAUCCAGCUAGUGGAAGGGUGCAGCUGAGGAAAACAUUCUCGAGGAUUGUUCUACUGCCGUCAAACAGUCGAGUCAGCUGCAGUGUUGGGGCUGAGGCCCAAGUGCAAACCAUCUGGAGCUGGGCACAAUCACAUGGAAUCCAGGGCGAAGCUGUCAAACCUGCGGAGGUAUCUGAGGGGCUCGGUUUAAUUGCUCAACGGCCGGUGAAUGCUGGAGACGAAAUCCUGAAUGUUCCAGAGUCCGUCUGGAUCAAUCUCGCUGCAGUGCAGAAUUCUAGCCUGGGGAAGGCCUGUGAGGGUUUAAAGCCUUGGGUAGCAGUUGCAUUGUUUCUUAUACAUGAAUCGUCGAAUCCAAGCUCCAAAUGGCGACCCUACCUGGACAGUCUUCCAAAGUCCUUAGACUCGCCGCUCUUCUGGUCCGACGAGGAGUUAGCAGAAUUAGUAGGAACCCAACUGCUUGGAUCUGUCACUGGCUAUCUGGAGUUUCUCGAGAACGAAUAUAACAAUCUGGUGGAGGAAGUCUUGGAACCGAAUAACAAGAUUUUUAAUCCUGCGGUUUACACCUUCGAUGGUUUCAAAUGGGCUUUUGGCAUCCUGAGGUCUCGAACAUUUUCUCCUUUAACUGGUGAAGACAUUGCCCUAGUUCCAAUUGCCGACCUGGUGAACCAUGGAAAAGGUCUUGGCGAUGGAUCCCCAAGCUGGGUGAGAAAGGGAACUAGCCAAUUCUGGAAUAUAGGGAAAGGUAGCAGCGAUUUGCUUACCGUGCGAGCUUCGGCAAAUUUCAGUGCCGGAGAGCAGGUAUUGAUGCAGUAUGGAGCAACCAAGAGCAAUGCAGACCUAGCAUUAGAUUAUGGUUUCGUUGAGCGAGACAGAGGAUCGCAGUUUUCUCCAGGAAUUGAGCGAGACUCCUUGGCACUGAGUCUAGAAAUAUCCCCGGAUGACCGGUUUGUGGAUGACAAGGCUGACAUAUUGGAGAUCAACGGAUUCCAAUGCAGUAUGCAAUUUGAUUUGUCGCGAGGGCAAGGUCCCUCGGAUGAGAUGAUCACUUUCUUACGUCUCUCAGCUCUGUCUGGACCCGAUUCUUUCCUUCUAGAAGCGCUGUUCCGCAACGAAGCAUGGGGCCAUGUGUCGUUGCCUGUGAGCCGUGACAACGAGGAAGCACUCUGCACGUCCAUGCUGGAGGGCUUGAAAGCGGCACUGGAUGGGUAUAGCACCACCGUAGAGCAGGAUAUGGAGCUUUUAGCUCGAGGGGAUCUGAGCACGAGAAUGGAAAUAGCUGUCGUAGUGAGAUUAGGGGAGAAGAGAGUGAUGCAGGAACUGCAAACAUGGUUUGAGGCCCGUUUAGAGGAAUUAGACACUCUAGAGUAUUAUGCUGAGCGUAGGCUCAGAAACCUUGGCCUUAUGGACGAAGGUGGCUAUAUGACUCCUUGGGUGUUCAAUGAGUAGAUGUUGUAUGAAUACACUUCAUUAUUGUACUCCAGCUGGAAAUGUACAUCAACCUCACAUAGCGUUGCAAUGUGGGAUGCUGAGAAAGCAGAAUGUGUAAAUUGAUGAAUG